AUGGCGGGUUGGGUCGUGACAUUGACGAUUGCACCGGUGGUUUUCAUGGAUUUAAUGAACAGCGUAUUCAGGCUCUUCCUAGAUCUGUUCGUGAUUGUGUUUAUUGAUGAUAUUCUUUUGUACUCUGGAUCAAAGGCAGAACAUGCGGAUCAUUUAUGUGUUGUCCUUAAAGUUCUUCAUGUUCGGAAGUUGUAUGCAAAGUUCUCUAAAUAUGAGGGUAUCAGGGUGGAUGCGCAGAAGAUUGAAGCCGUGAAGAAUUGGCCUAGACCCAAGACACCCACGAAGAUUUUAGGAGAGGCACAUUACUCCUAUUAUUCUAUUCAUCCAGGGAUGACAAAGAUGUACCAGGAUAUUAAGGAAGUCUAUUGGUGGGAUGGAAUGAAGAAGGACGUAGCAAAGUUCGCGGCCCAGUGCCCCAAUUGCCAACAGGUGAAGAUUGAACAUCUGAAACCCGGUAGGUUAUUGCAAGCCAUUGAAAUUCCAAUGUGA
This is a messenger RNA of Lycium barbarum (goji berry), 489 nucleotides long. RefSeq lists its product as uncharacterized. NCBI's taxonomy places the organism in Eukaryota, Viridiplantae, Streptophyta, Magnoliopsida, Solanales, Solanaceae. The transcript has 3 exons. Bases 1 to 489 code for a protein of 162 amino acids. The record is from RefSeq and is a predicted model, not a curated record.